AAAAGCGUAAGAAAAAAGGAAAUACUCAUGUACAAGUACCUCAAAUGUGUACCGAAAUAGAAUAUUUGAGUAGUAAUGCUUUAAAUAAUUUAGAUAACAACUGAUUAGUUAUUUGGCUUAAUGCAAAAUAUCAGUUUUUAAUUUCCACGUUAAGCUUUUAUUGUAGGAAAAAAAUAGCCUCUAACCGGAAAUGUCCGGUAAGUAAAAUCAGGAACUUGACAGGAGCUAUCUGCUGCACGGUGUGCUGCGGUUUUUACCGGAACAGCAUCUAAAACAACAAAAAAGGCGGAUUUCAGUGCGUCUCUGCUGGUGUCUCAGCUCCCAUCAUGUCCAGCAUCCAGCUGCUCCGGGUCCUGGUCAACGAGCGGCUGUCGGCGGCGGCGGAGGAGAUCUUCGAGGCGGUGAAGAAGACCAUCGCGGGCUACGAGGAGGAGCUGCUGCUGUCCAGACGGGAGCUCCGGCGGCAGCGCGGGAUGCUGCGGACCGAGCUGAAGGCUGAAGUCCACGCCGACAAAGUGUCAGAGCAACCUCAGCUGGCUCUGUCGGUUUGGGAUGAGGACUUUCCCUCUGUUCAGCACCAGGAGUGGAGCUCCAGUCUGGACCAGGACCAGCGGGCAGCUCCUCAGAAGAACCAGGAGGAUCUGCAGGAGCUGGAGGAGGACAGCACCAUCCGGUUCAUCUUCACGCACCAGUCCAGCUCUCCAAACGCUAAAGGCGACGGAGGAGAACCUCUGCCGAGCACCUCAGCCGAGCAGGACCAGGAGAAGGCCGGUGGUGACGAUGACGAUGCCGCCUCCUCCAGCUCUUCUGCAGCCAACAGCGACGAGGAGUGGCGGGCCAGCAUGGACUCCCAGAGCGAUGACAGCGACAGCAAGUGGGAUAAGACGAAGAAGAAGACGGGUCCUCGCCUGCCGAUGGCCCCGAAGCUGCUCCUGCACAAGAAGAACAAAUCCCGGACCAGCUGUAAAGUGUGCGGUAAAGCCUUCCACGCCAUCGUCUCUCUGGUGAACCACAUGGAGGUUCACUCCAAAGACGUCUGCGGCGUCUGUGGCGAACGCUUCGACAGCGAGGAGGGCUUCAGGGUUCACUUAAAGACGCAUGUGAAAGCAGAGGUCUGCAGCUUGUGUGGGAAAUGUUUUGGCGGCUCAAGUUCUCUGGAGACACACAUGAGGAUCCACACCGGAGAGAAACCGUUUAACUGCAGCGAGUGCGGGAAGUCCUUCAAUUGUCGUCACAACAUGAUGCGACACAUCCGGAUCCACACCGGGGAGAGACCGUACACCUGCACUGUCUGUGGAAAGACCUUCAACGACUACUCCACCCUGAAGCGACACCUGAUGGUUCACAUCCGUAAGAACAACCACAACUCGAGCAACACAAAUGAAAACGACAACGACGACGACGACGACAAGAAGAUCAAGGUGUCAACGUCGAAAAAGCCGCAGCCUCGGACCAUGUGCGAAGUGUGUGGGAAAAUGUUCCACUCCCUGGUUUCUCUGGUGAAUCACGCCAAAAGUCACGCCACAGACCUCUGCGGCGUUUGUGGGACGCAUUUCGACUCCGAGGAAAAUUUAAAGCUUCACCUGAAAACUCACAAGAACGGGAAAGUGUGCGAAGUGUGUGGCAAGUGCUUUGACAGUCAGGGCAACCUGGAGAUGCACAUGAGGGUCCACACGGGGGAGAAACCAUUUCUUUGCAGCGAGUGUGGGAAGUCCUUCAACUGCCGACAUAACAUGACAAGACACAUCCGGACGCACACUGGAGAGAAACCAUAUCUCUGCAACGUCUGUGGCCGCUCAUUUAGCGACCACACAAGUUUGAAGCAGCACAGCAGCACCCACACUGGGGAGAAACCACACCGCUGCGAGGUCUGCGGGAAAGGCUUCCAUCGAAAGACUUAUGUCAGGCUUCACAUGAAGAGCCACACGACUGAGAAGUGAAACGUUUUUAUGUGUGAUGUAAAACUGGCAAAUUCAUCAACACUUUUGAUGGAUCCUGGAGACGUUUCUGUCACGUUCAGAUUUCACAAUAACAGGAUGAUAAUGCCUGAACCACGCUUACAGGAAUCAGACAAAAACAACUGGCUGUUUUAUCCUCUGCAACAAGGGCGUAAAAAAACAUCAAUAUUCAGUUUAGUUAUACUGUGUUAAUUCUAACAAAAACACCAUAGAUUUUUAAGUAAUAGUGUAGACACACUGUAGGGUGGAGCUGCAAUGACAACUGUUAAAUUUAUCACCAACUAUUUUGAUUAUCAGUUAGUAAGUUUGAGUAAUUCUUUUACUUUUUAAAAACAAUUCUGUUUAUUUCAGCUUCUCAAAUGUGAAAAAUUUCAGGUGUCUUUUCUCUAAAUUAACCAUUUUUAGGUUGUGGACAAAUCAGUUCCCAUCUUGGGAAGACUUCCCAUCCUCUAAGACUUCUCUAAUCACAUGGAUCAGAAGCUAUUUCUAAUUUUAAAAAAUAUGUUCUUUUUCUUUGUUUGCUGGAUUAAAAUCAAGAAUUGCAACGUGGGAAACAAAUCUGCUUUUCAUGCGGACGGUUAGACAGAAGCCUUCAAAUAUAUUUUUUCAUAUAUUUGAGAUUUUUUUUCCAUCUCUUACAUGUUACAGCAUAUUUACCUGCCGUAUUCAACUAAUUGCAUAAUCCUUUAACUUUCAGACACUUAAAAUGUUGGUCUUUUGGGAUUACAAAUGCAGUUUGUCUCAUGUUUAUUACCCUUCAUGUGCUGUUUUCUCUCUGAAUUACUCUUUGCUACAAGCAUUCGCACAGGCACUAAGAAUUCUGAUGUUGGAUGUAAAUCUGUACUCUGAAUGCAGUUUUAGUCACAACGUGCCUCGACAGACUUCCUGUUACCUUCACAUUUAUAGCAGUUUAGCGUCAUGACGUAACAUUUAAAUACCCAAAGGUGUUUUGUUUUUUUAGCCAAAGAUGUUACAGAGCUGCAACUUCUGAUGGUUUGUUUAAGUUGUUUUAAUAAAUAUCACUUUAUGACUGA
Messenger RNA from Stegastes partitus (bicolor damselfish), 2992 nucleotides. Its product is annotated as gastrula zinc finger protein XlCGF57.1-like. The record is from RefSeq and is a predicted model, not a curated record. Lineage: Eukaryota; Metazoa; Chordata; Actinopteri; Pomacentridae. Gene Ontology annotation, molecular function: RNA polymerase II cis-regulatory region sequence-specific DNA binding; DNA-binding transcription factor activity, RNA polymerase II-specific. The transcript has 2 exons. The coding region runs from base 327 to 1940 and encodes 537 amino acids. Gene Ontology annotation, biological process: regulation of transcription by RNA polymerase II.